Moneuplotes crassus is the source of this 1586-nucleotide messenger RNA. Lineage: Eukaryota; Ciliophora; Spirotrichea; Euplotida; Euplotidae. The record is from the annotation of a GenBank genome assembly.
AAAACAGAAAAUGAUAGAGGGCAAAUAUAGAGAGAUUAAGGAUCUGUCCUCUGGAAGUUAUGGCAAGGUCUGUAGAUGCUCUGUUGAAGGAGAGCUUCGUGAAGUAGCAGUUAAGGUCUAUGUGAAGAAACAACAUGACUCUGACGGUGAGAUCAGGCAUUUUCAAUGAGAGUGAGAAGCUCUAUCCCAACUUCAGCAUCCUUAUAUAGUUAGACUUCUUGACUUCAAGGAAUCUGGGACGAGGGUUGAUGAUAUGGAUAAUGUUACUAAUGUUCGAUACGCAGCUCUGGAGCUCGCUGAAAAUGGUAACUUGUUGGAUUACGUUGUUGAUAAAUCAAUGGAUGACAGAGUCGUUAGGUAUUAUUUUAGACAACUCCUCCAGGGUAUUGACUUUAUGCAUAAUAGUGGCUAUUGCCACAGAGAUCUCAAACUGGAGAAUAUUCUUCUAGAUAAUGAAUAUAACAUUAAAAUUUCCGAUUUUGGAUUUGCAACUAGCCUUAGAGGCAGCAAUCAAGAUAAUCAAUUAUAUGACUGCAAAGGAACUUUGAGAUAUAUGGCUCCAGAAAUAUUUAAAGGAACCGGAUAUUUAGGUCGGAGCGUUGAUAUCUUUGCUCUUGGAGUUAUCUUAUUCAGCAUGAAAACUGGUCGACCCCCUUUUAUGAGGAUGGCAGCAGCUCAGGACCCUCUAUACUCGUUGCUCCACAGUUAUCAAUAUGAUGGGUACUGGAUGAUGUGGGAUUCGUUUGCGCAACAGUCAGGAUUUGAGUUGCCGAUGUCAUUCAAAAAUCUAUUUAUCGCAAUGAUUUGUUAUUAUCCCAACUCAAGACUAUCCCUUACUGAAAUCCUUCGUGCGGAGUGGAUGUUGGGCGAAAUAGCAAGUGAGAGGGAAGUUCAAAACUACAUGCAGGCACUCCAGAAAGAAAUGGAGUUGUGCGACCAAGAACAGUUUGGAAAGCAAGCAAGCGCUCAGUCAAAUUACAUUGUUAAUAUGAAAAAUGAAGAGGAAUUUGACAUUAAAGAAACUAAUGAUGUGAUCAAUGAUGUUCAUCAAAUUGAAGAUAAAGAUAGAGGUCACCUCAUUCAUCAGGAUAUUGAGGAUGAGCUUGACCUAGACCAAGAUGACGCAUUUGACCUUGGAGAUGAACUUGAAGAAAAGAGCGAAGAUUUAGAAGAAUUUGUUGGUCAUCAAGAAGAGAAUAAGGAAGAAGACUACUCAAUGGCUCAAGAUAAUGCCAAAUCUCUUAUAUUUCCUAGGACAGAAGAGAUAGACACUAAUCUAUGUACUGUCUAUGCAGAUAAAAUAUGAGAGUAUCUAAUGGAAUACUCGCAGAUUAAUAAACUAAAGGUUUUCUUCGACGUCAAUGAUUUCACUCUGAACUUUAACAUUCCAACAGAUAAUGGUAUCAAGUAUUUCGGUAUGAAAUUUGAAUUCGUAGGCCCUGAAGAUGGAAAAGAUCCUGCUCCUGGAGUAGAAACUAGGAACAAUUACAAAAUUUAUUUCUUAAAAGAUGAUAAUCUCGAUGAGGAAGAAUUCAAAGAUAUUGGUCUCCAUUUUCUUGAGCAGAUAUCUAGCUACAUCUAAACCU